This is a messenger RNA of Galleria mellonella (greater wax moth), 870 nucleotides long. RefSeq lists its product as uncharacterized. Lineage: Eukaryota; Metazoa; Arthropoda; Insecta; Lepidoptera; Pyralidae. The transcript has a single exon. Bases 1 to 870 code for a protein of 289 amino acids. The record is from RefSeq and is a predicted model, not a curated record.
AUGUCAAUGCAAAGAACUCCGACCAAGGAUGAUUCUAAAUCAGUAUCUCUUAGAGAAAAACAUGCUUCCUCAACUCCAAACUUAAAUGAAAUUGAACAUUCAACUAUGCGCCCAUUAAAAAGGAAGCAAAAUGAUGAUUGUGAGUCUAUGCUAUCUAGAAUGGAAGAAAUGCUUAAGAUAUGGCAGAGUAAACAAGAGAAAAAAAUGGAGACAUUUCUUUGUAAAAUUUCAGAUAAGCAACUUGAAAUACAUACUUCUAUGGAAUUUAUAUCCAAGCAGUACGAAGAUAUGAAAGUUAUGAUCGAAACGCUUUUAGAGGAAAAAAAGGAAAAUAAAUUAUAUAUUAAAUCUUUGGAAAGCAGGAUAGAAAAAUUAGAAAAAAGGUGUCGAUCUUCAACCAUGGAAAUUCGCAACGUCCCUGUGUUAGUUAAUGAAACGGCUUCUUCUUUAUCGGAUGUUAUAUUCACGUUAGGAAAGGUUGCUCAGGUUCCCAUAGAAAAAACUGAUAUCAAAAAUCUAUUUAGAAUGCAAAGUUCGGGAGAAAAUAAACCGAUUAUUGUGGAGUUCACGUCUGAUUUGGUCAAAGAUAAUUUGCUUCAAUCGAUUAAACAAUUUAAUCGUACAAAUAAAGGGAAUUUCCUUAAGUCUUCAGAUCUGGGUAUCCCAGGCACAGCAAAACAAGUUUAUGUGUCUGAGUCGCUUACAGCUAAUGCUAAAAAACUAUUCUACCUUACGAGGAACUUCGCCAAGUCAUACGAUUAUAACUUUGCUUGGACGUCUCAUGGAAACAUUUUUGUACGUAGGAGGCAGGGAGAUCCGGCUAUGCGUAUUGGCAGUGAGGAAGACCUACAGAAUCUGGCCACUAAAUGA